Molecule: messenger RNA, 2663 nt
Organism: Durio zibethinus
Lineage: Eukaryota; Viridiplantae; Streptophyta; Magnoliopsida; Malvales; Malvaceae
Product: cysteine-rich receptor-like protein kinase 10
Biological process (GO): protein phosphorylation
Cellular component (GO): plasma membrane
Molecular function (GO): ATP binding; protein serine/threonine kinase activity
Source: RefSeq, a predicted model, not a curated record
CCUAGAAGCACCGUAUUUUCCUUUCUUACAAUGGGCAUUGAUGAGAAUUCUUGGCCGCUUUGUAGAAAUAUCAACGGGCCCCUAAACAGUAUAGAGUUAUUGUGCUUUAGCCGACGAGCCUCAAAGCAAAUCCUGUAUUAUUGAUGAAACCCAUUUUACCAUUAAAAAAAAUAAUGACUCCCCUUUACAAAACCAAAACCUUGCUUUUGUUUUUCAUCAGAAUCUUCUGGCUUAUUUGCUUCAUUACUUGCCAGUCACUAACAUCUUAUAAUCACACUUGUUUAGGUCCAGAAAAUGAAAUAGCCAAUGCCAGUUAUAUAUCCAACCUUACAGCUCUUCUGGAUUCUUUACCCUCUAAAGCUUCCAAUGAGAGCUUCUAUUAUGAUAACUCAAAUGAAGUUUUUAGUCUCUUCCUCUGCAGAGGUGAUGUUUCUAGCAGUGUUUGCCAGGAUUGUGUCCACAAUGCUACUCGAACACUUAUACAAAGAUGCCCUUCUAAUAAAACAGCAAUCAUUUGGUAUGAUCAAUGCAUGUUACGAUAUUCAAACAUCAACUUCGUCGGCCUGGCGGAUCUUCGUCCAACUGUUGUAGUGCGGAAUAAUACUUCACGUGAUGCAGGAACCCCGGGUUUGGUUUCUUCUCUAGUUGAUCAGGCUCUACGUGCAGAAAAUAUGUUUGCAGCAUAUGAAAUGGCAGCGGAAAAUGGAGCAUGGAAUAGGCGUGGUCUCAUGCAGUGCACCAGAGAUCUUAAUGUUGAUAAAUGUUCUAAUUGUUUGAGGGAAUUGUUAAAUCAGGCAAACAAUUGCUGCAUAGGGACAAUAGGAUGGCAUAUUUUGGCUCCUAGUUGCUAUAUAACGUAUGAUAUGUCCCCGUCGAUUGCGUACCCACCUAGACUAGCACCACCACCGACAGGGUCUAAAGGUGCGGACCCAUCUAGACCACCGGCACCACUGCCGGAGAAUAAAGGUUCAGAUUCAGAAGGUAAAUCAAAGUGGAUUCCUAUUGGUGCAAGUUUGUCCGCGAUUUUUGGACUAACUCUGUUCUGUUCUGGAGGUGUUUUCCUUUGGAGGAGGAGAAAUUUUCAAGAGAAUAUAGAUCAUAACUGCAAAGAAGAUCGGUUAGUUGAAUUAGGAGGAAGGGUUGGCGACGACUAUUCAAUUGAAAUAUUUCAGGAUGAGAGUGGGGUGAGAUCUCAGGAGUUUCCCUCGAUUCAGUUAGAUAUUUUACAAGCAGCGACGAAACAAUUUUGUGAUGAAAAAAAACUUGGAGAAGGUGGAUUUGGCCCUGUGUACAAGGGUAAACUGGCAGAUGGUAAAGAAAUUGCAGUUAAGAGGCUCUCUAGAACUUCUGGGCAAGGGCUACUUGAGUUCAAGAAUGAAGUCUUGUUAAUUGCCAGACUACAACAUAGAAAUCUUGUGAGACUCCUGGGCUGCUGCUUCGAGCAGAACGAAAAACUGCUUGUCUAUGAAUACAUGCCCAAUAAAAGCCUUGACGUGUUCCUCUUUGAUUCAAGCAUUGGUGUGCAACUGGAUUGGCAGAAGCGCCUUAGCAUUAUUAAUGGCAUUGCCCGAGGCAUCAUGUAUUUACAUGAGGAUUCUCGUCUUAGAAUUAUUCAUAGGGAUCUUAAAGCUAGCAAUGUUUUGCUAGAUCACGAAAUGAACCCAAAGAUAUCAGAUUUUGGAAUGGCAAGAAUUUUUGGUGGAAAUCAAAGCGAGGCAAAUACAAAUAGAGUGGUUGGAACAUAUGGAUACAUGGCACCAGAGUAUGCUAUGGAAGGACUUUUUUCAGUCAAAUCCGAUGUUUUCAGUUUCGGAGUCCUCUUACUGGAGAUAAUAAGCGGCAAAAGGAACAAUCGCUUUCAUCUUUGGGAGCGUGGUGAAAGCCUCCUAACGUUUGCAUGGAAACUAUGGUCUAAGGGUCAAGGAAUGAAGCUAAUAGACCCGCUCCUUGUUAAGUCGUGUGUGGCCACUGAGGUUCUUAAAUGCAUCCAUAUUGGGCUGUUGUGCGUUCAAGAAGACCCAGCAGACAGACCUAAAAUGUCAUCUGUGAUUGUCAUGUUGGCAAACGAGACCAUAAGACUUCCUCUACCAGCAGAACCUGCAUUUUCUGUUGGACGUGUUGUUGAAGAACCAACUCAAUCCACUUCAAAUGAUAAAGUCUGUUCUGUUAAUGAGGUUACAAUUUCAAAUAUGUUACCUCGGUGAUUGAUUAGUGGUUGCAUAUUCCCUUUUUUCACUAUUCUAAGGAUGCUAGCUUCUGAACACUAAUUAAGCAUUUUUUAAGUGAAUGACACCAACAAAAGAAUUGGAGAUAUCUUCAUCAUAUAUCAAUAUACAAAAGAAAAAAAUUGGCUAGAGAUGUAUUUGAAUUUUUUUUUCAAUUCAUCUGCUCUCCUCUCUAUCCUCCAACGUCACCCGUGGCAAUCGAUUUUUACAACACAACCUCUGGCAGAAACUCUGACGUGGUUUACGGGCUGUUUCUCCGCAGGGGUAAUGUUUCAAACAGUAACUGCGAAGAAUGUCUCUACUGCCAUCAACAACAUCACUCAACAAUUAAUUGAUAUUUUUACCGCUAUUCUUGAAAUAAUGAAUAUAGCCGACUCCAUAGUUUAUUACCUGUGUCUGGAGAUCCUAACUCCUUUAAAAUGCGCUACCUCCUGAGAG